AUGGUGUCCCAUUACAUUUUUAGAUCUCGAAGUCAGAGUGUCUUGGAUACCUGUGAUAUCGUGGUGGACGUCGGCGGAGAGUACGAUCCCUCCAGGCACCGAUACGACCAUCACAUGAGAGAAUUCCAGGAGACGGCGAGUACUGUUAUGAAGAGGCCAGGAUACAAUUGGACGAUAAAGCUAAGCAGCGCGGGACUGAUCUACUGCCACUUCGGUCAUGAGAUAUUGAGGAGUGUACUUUCGGACGUGACAGAGGACAGAGUCAUCGAUGAGAUCUUCAAGAAGAUCUACGACACCUUGAUCAAGGAAAUUGAUGGCAUAGACAACGGCGUGCCGAUGUACGAUGCCGAGCCAGUGUAUCGGAUAGUUACGGAUUUAAGCGCGCGCGUAGGUAGACUGAAUCCCCAGUGGAACGGCAAAGAUGUGAAUAUCGAGAAGCAAUUUGCGAAAGCCAUGGAUUUGGUCCUGGGGGAAUUUUUGGAAUUUGUACAGUACGCGAAGGACGUUUGGCUACCGGCGAGGGACGUCGUGCGACGGGCUGUGGAGAGUCGAUUCGACGUUGACCCGAGCGGAGAGAUAAUAGCGUUGUCGCAAGCGGUACCGUGGAAGGAGCACUUGUUCCAACUGGAGACGGAGAUGAGCGUGUCGCCGUCGAUAAAGUACGCCAUUUUCGAGGCCGACAACGCUUACCGGGUCCAGUGUAUGCCGGUGGCGCUGGGAAGUUUCGUGUGCAGGACGUUCCUGCCGGAGGCGUGGGGCGGCUUGCGCACCGACGCCCUCGUGGAAGCCUGCGGAAUCGAAGGCGCCACGUUCGUGCACGCCGUUCGGUUCAUCGGCGGUCACAAAACCAAGGACGGCGCAGUGGCCAUGGCGCGGAAAGCGCUCGAAAUCGGGAAGGCCGAGGUGCAAAGUGCAGAAUAAUAUCUAGACCGUUAAUUUUAGAAUUUUUAUGAAUUUGUCCGUGGUUGUUGAACAGUUUUUAUAAAAACAGCUCGAGUUAUAAAUGCAACUCGUUCGUGUACAUACAAGUUUCCUUCCUAUUUAAAGACUCCGAUUAUUUAAUACACUCAUUAAAUCACGAUGUAAGUAAAUCAUUUCUUUUGAAUUCGUUGAAUUUGUCGUACGUCAAAUACCUUCGAAUAUAUUUAAUAUGUGUAUAAGGAUGGAUCAAACGGCGCAUAAAUUUAUUACAGAAUUUCUUAAAAA
Molecule: messenger RNA, 1206 nt
Organism: Wasmannia auropunctata (little fire ant)
Lineage: Eukaryota; Metazoa; Arthropoda; Insecta; Hymenoptera; Formicidae
Product: UPF0160 protein MYG1, mitochondrial
Exons: 4
Coding region: 1-921 (306 amino acids)
Cellular component (GO): cytoplasm; nucleus
Source: RefSeq, a predicted model, not a curated record